AUGUCGCACGUCAGCUUCGCUGUGCUCUUGAUAAGCAUUGUCUCGGUUGUGAAAGCCUCCAGUCAGGUCAGGCUCGAAGUGCAAGGACUCGUCCUGUCAGGCUGGUACACCUACGGCCCCGACGUGUGCACCCUUCGUCACUAUGUCGGAUCCGUCGACACUUGGGGGUCUCUAACCGGCUACAAUGCGGGUGAGAAGGCAUCGGCAUGCUUUGACCAGUUCCCGGAUGGCUCGCCUUAUCUUCUCUUCACGAAUAUCUGUGAGAACAUUUGGGUUGAAAAGCCAUGCCCCGAGAUUCUGGAUAUUUACCGGCUGCGCCUGACUGUGAACAUGGUGGGUAAUGCCCUCGUGGUCAAGAGCGCUGUUAAAGACGACGCAAGCAACGAUAAUUGGUCCGAUGAGAAAGAGACCGUCCUUCCCCCAGAUGGCUGCUUUACAGAGCCGUGUGCCAACAAGGACUGCAGCAGGAAAGCUUCUGACAAGCAGACACCAUGGUCAAUUUGUUUCCGUGGGCCAUGCAAUUCGGCGUCGGGGCCGCGAGGCCCUCCUCUUGCGGCACCAAACACGACCGACAACGACGGUCUUCUCUUGAGUGCCGGCGCAGACGAACAGUCUGUCCCCACUACGCGGGCCGGUGAUGGCUUCGUUCACUUCGGGGACAUGCUCAUCCUUUGCAGUGCCUGCACCCGCGGUCUUUUGCAGGUGGAUCCCGCUGCAGCCGUGACCGUCAGUGCAGGCUCCGUCGAGGUGCAGGGUUGCAAGCUCUCGACAGGAAGUGUGAUCUCCUCCUGUCCAAGGAGCAACUUCACCGUCGGCCGCGUGGACGACAAUGACAGUCACGGCACCGACACAUGCGUCUACUAUGGGCAGCUGAUCCGAUUGGGGACUCAUGAGGCUCUUGCUGAGAAGCCUUGCUACCUCUAUGCCAGCACUCAGAGCGGCGAUGACGGAUCUGGCCAGGUGCUAAUCAGCGUCUGUCCACGUGCUGCGGAGGGUUCGCAUUGGCGGGUGUGCCGAGGGUCAAAGAACCAGGCAGACGCCCAGAGGGAUGCAGACGACAGCAGACGCAAAGUCGAGCUCGGCGACCUCAUCCGCUUAGAAAGUGUGGCAACUGGCUGCGAGCUGCAGUCCAACGGCGUGGUGAUCAUGACCAGCUAUGGCAACGAGUAUGAGGUCUUUGGCUCCAACGGCCAUGUGCCAGGAGGACGGGACGUCGAUCGUGGCAGAAGCUUCGAAUGGUCUUUUCUCGACGACCACCUCUCUGAGCAAGCCUUAGUGGCAGCACAGAAGAAGCACGAGAUGGCGGUGGCUGCUGGAGCGCGGACGUUCCGGUCUGAUCCAGUGGCAAUGCUCCAGGAUCCCCUGUAUCGGGCUGAAACUCAGCUGGCCGAAAUGGAUGAUGCAGGUGCUGGAGAGAAGCGGUAUGCCGUCCUCGCGCGGAUUUACCCCAUCCUCCGGAACAGCGACAUGCACACCAUCCGGAGGCUGCGUCGCAUGUGCGAGGCAUCCGACGAAGAGGGUGUGGGUGUGAUCGGAACGCACAUCUUUCAUGGUCUCCUGUCCUGGGUGUGCAUCCGCCUGACCAAAGAGGAAGCUCGGCAGUUGCAGACGCUCUUUGGCUGCGACGGUGAGGGCAAACCAUUGGAUCCCUGUGAUGCCCCAGAAGGUGAGAGAGAGCUCCUGAACUACCGACGCUUCUUCCGACUGAUGGGUGGCACCAUGCGGCCCUUCCGCCUCAGCGCAGUGAAGGAUGCCUUCAAGAAGCUGGAGGACAAUGCGAUCGCCAAAAUGGUGGACAUCACGCACCUGCAGAAGCUCUUCUGCGCCACGGCCCAUCCCAAGGUUCAGGAUGGCUCUCUGUCCAUCGAGGAGGCGCGAGAGGAGUUCUUUCGUCAGUGGGAGCUCGAUCACCCGGAAGGGCGCAUCACUUGGGAGGCCUUUCAGGCCUAUUACGACGAUGUCUCUCUUGCCGUGGCAGAUGACCAGAUCUUCGUGGAGCUUGUUCGUAGCUCCUGGAAUUUGUAA
This is a messenger RNA of Symbiodinium sp. CCMP2592, 2025 nucleotides long. The record is from the annotation of a GenBank genome assembly. Lineage: Eukaryota; Dinophyceae; Suessiales; Symbiodiniaceae.